CAUUGGUGAGGGGAUUCAUCACGAAACAUCUAAAACAAAUCUUAAUUCGAUGUGAUAAAUCUCUUCACAUUGUUUCAUUUGUGCUGAAUUCAUCUUAAAACCCAUAGAGAGGGGGAUCAACUAGAGGAUUUGUUGGAGCAAAUAGGGAUCGAGAUAGAGAGCAAGUGUGUGUGUGUGUGUGUGUUGAAGAAGAAGAGAAAUGCCAAGCGUUGCUGUGAAAUUAUACAGUGUGUUCUUCAAACUGAUAUUGAAGCGACGGUUGCAGAAUCGAAUCCAGAACCCUAAUAAUUUACACGAUGACAAUGCUUCUUUUGGCGUUACAUCUCGGCCUGAAGAGACCAUCGCCGCUGCAAAUCCUUCAUUUACCGACGGCGUUGCUACCAAAGACAUCCACAUAGAUCCUUCUUCGUGUCUCUCCAUCCGUAUCUUCCUCCCCGACACGUGUCUCGUCUAUCCAGAUUCCGAUGCUGACAGGGUUACGGCCAAGAGAUCCAAACUUGAAUCCAGAUCCUUUCCUAGCAAUUCCAGUAAUCGCACUCCUCGGCGUAAUAGUUACGGUUCCGCUGAAGCAUCCAAUGUUGCACCGGCUCCAAGCAAUCGGAGGAGUAGUUAUUGUGAUGGUUUUAGUAAGGACGAUAUGGGUGUGAAAUCAGAGAAUGGUGUUUACAGAGGCUAUUCUCCGUUCACUCGUAAAUGCCGGAAACUGCCUCUGAUGGUUCAGUUUCAUGGAGGAGGGUUUGUGGCAGGAAGCUGUGAUUCGGUAGCUAACGACUUCUUUUGUCGGAGGAUUGCUAAAAUGUGUGAUGUGAUUGUCGUGGCUGUUGGGUACAGGCUUGCGCCUGAGAAUCGAUAUCCGACUGCCUUUGAGGAUGGGAUGAAAGUGUUGCAUUGGCUGGCUAAGCAGGCAAAUUUGGCGGAAUGUAGCAAGUCCUUAGGGACAACGCUUGAUUCCAAAAAGUCAGAUGUUCAUAUUGCAGAUGCUUUUGGGGCUUCUUUGGUGGAGCCUUGGCUAGCUGCACAUGGAGAUCCAUCUAGAUGCGUUCUUCUUGGUGCGAGUUGUGGUGCAAACAUUGCUGAUUACGUGGCUCGCAAAUCAGUCGAAGCUGGUAAACUACUGGACCCACUUAAGGUAGUGGCCCAGGUUUUGAUGUAUCCCUUCUUCAUCGGAAACACUCCCACACAUUCUGAGAUAAAACUAUCAAAUUCUUAUUUCUUCGAUAAAUCUAUGAGCAUACUUGCAUGGAAACUAUUCCUCCCAGAGGAAGAGUUCAACCUGGACCAUCCUGCAGCCAAUCCCCUGAUUCCUAACCGAGGUGGCCCCCCUCUGAAACGGAUGCCCCCUACAUUGACCGUUGUAGGACAACAUGAUUGGAUGAGGGAUCGUGCAAUUGCUUAUGCCCAGGAGCUUAAAAAGGUGAACGUUGAUGCACCGGUUCUGGAUUACAAGGACUGUGUUCAUGAAUUUGCAACUCUUGACAUGCUUCUUAGGACACCUGAAGCACAUGCCUGUGCAGAAGACAUUGCCAUUUGGGUCAAGAAAUACAUCUCACUUAGAGGUCAUGAGUUCUCAUAUUAGCAAAACUGAAAUCAUAUAGCAAAUGCAAUUUUGAGGGAAGGGAUAUAUACAUAUACAUAGAGGCGCAAAUUGGCUUUGCUAUCUGGGAGAUAUGUAUAUCGAGCAUGACCAAAAAGACCUCCUUCAGGAUCUGUGGUGGUUUAGUUGUGCUUUUGUAUGAUGGAAUUAAGACGAUUUGCUUGAGUAUAGUCGAGUUGAUAGAUCCUCAGUGCUCUAAAAAUCCUGCAGAUUUUCAAUCCCUUGUAACAGUAUUGUAACAUUUGUUCUGAUGAUGGGUUAUAUAUAUAUAUAUAUAUAUAUCAAAUGACUCUGUCCACUUG
Messenger RNA from Cynara cardunculus var. scolymus (artichoke), 1896 nucleotides. RefSeq names its product probable carboxylesterase 16. The record is from RefSeq and is a predicted model, not a curated record. Gene Ontology annotation, molecular function: hydrolase activity. Bases 200 to 1576 code for a protein of 458 amino acids. The transcript has 2 exons. NCBI's taxonomy places the organism in Eukaryota, Viridiplantae, Streptophyta, Magnoliopsida, Asterales, Asteraceae.